AUGUCAACCCCUUCACCCCACGAUCGCAGCCGCAAUGACGAUGAGGAUGACCCCGUCGAACAGAUGAUAUCACGGACCGGCUGUGCAGAGCUACAUUAUGCCGUACAAGAGUGCAUGGCUGAACACCAGGACUGGCGAGCUUGCCAGAGCCAGGUCAGGACUUUCAAAGACUGCAUGAUGGAUUUCCAAAAAGCCCGCAAAGAACACCUGAUGACUCAGCAGUCCACCAAGCCCACAGCCAGCUGA
Messenger RNA from Solea senegalensis (Senegalese sole), 246 nucleotides. RefSeq names its product cytochrome c oxidase assembly factor 4 homolog, mitochondrial (gene coa4). Lineage: Eukaryota; Metazoa; Chordata; Actinopteri; Pleuronectiformes; Soleidae. The transcript has a single exon. The record is from RefSeq and is a predicted model, not a curated record. Gene Ontology annotation, biological process: mitochondrial respiratory chain complex IV assembly. Bases 1 to 246 code for a protein of 81 amino acids. Gene Ontology annotation, cellular component: mitochondrial intermembrane space.